CAUGGCUUUCAUGGUGAAGUCGGUGGGUGGGUGGGCAACUGAAGAACCUCACGGGUGGACUCGGAGGAGAGGAGAAGGAGGAAAGCGAGAAGACCCCGGCCGAGGCCCACGGCAUGACAAGGAGGGGUAUGAAGAGUAUCAGAAGCAGUUGGUGGAAGAGAAAAUGGAGCGAGACGCCCAGUUUGCACAACGCAAAGCCGAGAGGGCGACGCUGCGGAGCCACUUCCGAGACAAAUACCGGCUGCCCAAGAACGAGACCGAUGACAACCAGAUCCAACAGGUGGGGGGCGACGUGGAACUCCCCAAAGAGCUGGCCAAGAUGAUCGAGCAGGAUAACGAAGAAGAGGAAGAAAGGGACUCUGUUAUCGGACAGCUCACCAACAUCCAAACGCUGGACCUAGAUUCCCUGAAGGAUAAGGCCCAAGCCACGUUCGAUGACCUGAAGCAAUCGGCGGAGAAGUGUGUCCUGAUGUGACCUCGUCCAUGGGAUCAACUCCUUCCCCCCCCCCCAACGUAAACCUGUUGCAUUGUGGGGUGGGGUGUGAGCCAUCAGCCAACUGGGGGGGGUGGACUACGAGGGUGGCGAUGGUUUAUGGGAAUGAUCCAACCGGCUCCCGCUGAGUUAGUCUUCCUUCCCUCCUAGAGAUGUCGGCCUCUUUUCUCGCCUCCGAAUAGAAAGGUGUCUUUCUUGUCCCCUUCCCUGUGUGUGAACUUGGGGUGUGUUUGGCCAUCUCAGGUUAGAGACAGGAUAUUGUCUUCCCCACCCGAUCCUACAAA
Molecule: messenger RNA, 777 nt
Organism: Heteronotia binoei (common prickly gecko)
Lineage: Eukaryota; Metazoa; Chordata; Lepidosauria; Squamata; Gekkonidae
Gene: CPLX3
Product: complexin 3
Exons: 3
Coding region: 2-475 (157 amino acids)
Biological process (GO): neurotransmitter transport; synaptic vesicle exocytosis; regulation of neurotransmitter secretion
Cellular component (GO): terminal bouton; SNARE complex
Molecular function (GO): syntaxin binding
Source: RefSeq, a predicted model, not a curated record